UAGUGAGCGCUCUUGUAUCUCGUGUUGUAGCAUGAAAUGGUAUAAACAGUAUGCGACAUUCAUAAAUCUUAAGUAAAUCAUUUGAUAAUAUAAAUGGAAGAAGUGUUUUUCCUGAUAUCAAGUAAAAUACGACGUAAAAAUGAGUGCACGAAUUAGUACAAAUACUGUAGAGUCAAGAAAAAUGAAUGAAGAAUCUUCAACAAAACGGGCUAUAUUAACAGUUAGUUUGGUAUUCGUUGCAUCACUAACUGCUUUGUCUUAUGUCUAUAUGAGUUUUCCAGAAUUAGCAGAGGAAGAAAAACAAUAUAUGAAAUUACCCUUUCAUAUAGAAGAUGCAAAAAAUCUUGGAAAAUUAUUAGGGAGAUAUAAGGAUCUCUAUUAUUUUGAAGUACUGGCAGGACUCUUUGUUACUUAUAUAUUUUUGCAAACAUUUGCAAUUCCUGGAUCCAUUUUCCUAUCUAUAUUAUCUGGAUUCUUAUUCCCUUUUCCUAUAGCACUUUUACUAGUAUGUACAUGCAGUGCAGUUGGUGCAACGCUUUGUUAUCUUCUGUCAUCGUUAUUAGGAAGAAAGUUAUUAUAUAAAUAUUUCCCAGAAAAAGCUAAUGAAUGGACAGUGAUGGUAGCUAAGCAUAAAGAUCAUCUUUUAAAUUAUAUGCUAUUUCUUCGAAUAACACCACUCCUACCUAAUUGGUUCAUAAAUUUAGCUAGCCCUGUAAUAGGAGUCCCUAUAGUACCUUUCACAGUGGGCACAUUUUUUGGUGUUGCACCACCAUCAUUUGUUGCGAUACAAGCAGGACAAACAUUACAUAAUUUAACGUCGUCUAGUGAUGCAUGGUCCUGGAAUAGUAUGAUUAUUUUAUGUAUUUUUGCAUUGCUUUCUUUAGUACCUGUGUUAUGCAAACAAAAACUCAAAGAAAAGUUUGAAUAAAUUGGUAGUGAUAAUUAUUUAUAUUGUGACAUUCCCCAGUGCUGCUUGCUGGAGAUGCAUUUUAUGUUCCUAUUUAGGAAUAUAUCAUGUUAAUAAAGUGAUUAUUAAGAAA
This is a messenger RNA of Vespa mandarinia (Asian giant hornet), 1040 nucleotides long. RefSeq names its product Transmembrane protein stas (gene stas). Gene Ontology annotation, biological process: autophagosome assembly. Gene Ontology annotation, cellular component: endoplasmic reticulum membrane. NCBI's taxonomy places the organism in Eukaryota, Metazoa, Arthropoda, Insecta, Hymenoptera, Vespidae. The record is from RefSeq and is a predicted model, not a curated record.